AUGGUUCCAGUGGCGUAUCUUGGAAUCGUCGCCGUUGGUGCCGCUUUUUCUGGAGCCAACCCAGCGUUCACUGAGAAAGAAUUGGAAUACCAAAUUGCAACUCUGCAACCAAAAGUUUUGUUGGUUCAUCCGACGUUACUUUCGACCGCCAAAGCCGCUGCCGCGAAAGCAGCUGUUCCAGGUCUGCAAUUAUAUAUCUUCUCCGACCAGGAAACAGGCUCUCUUGAGGGUUUCCGUGAUUGGAGAGUCAUUCUUAGCACUCUUGAGCAGGGUGAACGUUGGCAUUGGAGAAAGCUGAGUCCGGAAGAGUCCGAGACUACAAUCGCAGCGAUCAACUUCUCAUCGGGAACCACUGGAUUGCCGAAGGGCGUCUGUGCAUCUCACUUCAAUGUAAUCUCGAAUGUGAAGCAAAUCUCAUCUCUGUAUGACUUCGACCCCUCUGAAAAAUGGGCAGGGUUUCUGCCUCUUUAUCACGCGUAUGGACAAUGCUAUGCCAUUUUGAUAGCUACCAUCAACCAGAUUCCUAUUCUCAUCAUCAGCAAAUUUGAUUUUGUCGAUUAUCUCCGGAUAAUUCAAGUCCACAAAAUAACCCGACUACAAAUUGUUCCUCCCAUCAUGAUCAUGCUAGCUAAAAGACCCGAAACCUCGGGAUAUGAUCUAAGUAGUGUCAAGGAGAUACUUUGCGGAGCCGCUCCGCUUUCGAGAGAACUUGAAGCUCGGGUGUCGAAGAAAUUCAACGUCAGGAUCACGCAAGGUUGGGGCAUGACUGAGACAACAUGUGCCGCGACUGGAGUUCCAUAUUAUGAGAACCAUCGCACUGGCUCUGUGGGGAUUCUCAUGCCCAACACAGAGGUGAAGCUUGUCACAGACGAUGGUCAGUAUGCUGCUAUUGGAGAAAGUGGAGAGCUCUAUGUUCGUGGCCCACAGAUUGCUAUAGGGUACUGGAGGAACGAGCAAGCAACACUUGAUACAUUUGACCCUGUUGGUGGGUGGUUGAGGACUGGUGACGUGGCCGUGGUGAGCACAGAAGGAUGGAUGUCGAUUACUGAUAGGAAGAAGGAGUUGAUUAAAGUCCAAGCCCUUCAAGUGGCACCGGCAGAGAUCGAAGCGGUACUCAUAGAGCAUCCAAGUAUCGCAGAUGCCGGUGUUGUUGGCAUAACUUUGGAAGAUAGUGAAUGGCCAAGGGCAUAUGUGGCGCUAAAAGAAGAGGAGACAGCAAAUGUAACGGAGAAGGAAAUUCAACAGUGGUUGGACGCUCGUGUGGCAAAACAUAAACGACUGGUUGGAGGGGUCGCAUUUGUACCUGAAGUUCCUCGAUUGGCUAGCGGCAAGAUUCAAAGGAGAAUCAUGAAGGAGUGGGCAAAAAGAGAUGCAGUGGUAUUGAGCUCUCGGCCGAAAUUAUAA
Molecule: messenger RNA, 1404 nt
Organism: Exophiala bonariae
Lineage: Eukaryota; Fungi; Ascomycota; Eurotiomycetes; Chaetothyriales; Herpotrichiellaceae
Exons: 4
Coding region: 1-1404 (467 amino acids)
Biological process (GO): secondary metabolic process
Molecular function (GO): CoA-ligase activity
Source: RefSeq, a predicted model, not a curated record